UCGGUGAACGAAUUGGUAAAUGGUGUGUGUCCUCGGUCUUCACCAUCCCCACCUGCUUCUCGUAGACGAUUACGAACGAUGAGCGGUUCCAAAGCUGAACACCACCUUUUCACCACCAAGUCUGGAAGGAAAAUCUACACGAAAGGAAGGCCGCCUUGGUACGACAGCAAAGGAAAAUCGCUGAAACAGCCAUAUGUUAUUGGAAUCUGUGGCGGCUCAGCCAGUGGUAAAACUACUGUUGCCGAGAAGAUCAUAGAAAAAUUAGAGAUACCAUGGGUGACGAUUUUAAGUAUGGAUAGUUUUUAUAAGGUUCUUAACGAAAAGGAGCAUGCGCUUGCUGAACAGUCCAACUACAAUUUCGACCAUCCCAAUGCUUUCGAUUUCGAUCUGCUUUUUGAGGUUUUGACUCGACUCCGCGAAGGAAAAAGUUGUGAAGUGCCUGUAUACGAUUUCACUACUCAUUCUCGGGAUAAUAAUCCAAAGGUGAUGUACGGCGCAGACGUUCUUAUUUUCGAAGGGAUUCUUGCCUUUCAUCGCCCCGACAUAAAUGCUAUGAUGGACAUGAAGGUAUUCGUCGACACGGACCCUGAUGUGCGUUUGGCUCGCAGACUAAAUCGUGAUAUCAACGAGCGCGGUCGUGAUGCGGUUGGCGUACUUGAUCAGUAUUUCAGAUUUGUCAAACCGGCAUUCGAAGCGUAUAUCGCACCAGGAAUGAAAGUCGCUGAUAUCAUCGUUCCUCGGGGUGGAGAUAAUGAUGUGGCAAUCAAUCUCAUUGCGAAACAGGUGAUGACCCAACUAGUUAAAAGAGGUUAUGACCAAACUGCUGCUUCACAAUGUCGCCACGAUUUGGUGAACAUGGGACAGCUUCCUGAUGAGCUACCAGACAAUCUCACGAUUAUUAGGGAAACACCACAAGUUCGUGGUUUGCACACAUUCAUCCGAAACAAGAAUACGAAAAGGGACGAGUUGAUUUUCUAUUCUGAACGUCUGACCCGUAUUCUCGUUGAAGAAGCUAUGAAUUUUAUGCCCUAUAAGGAUGUGGAGAUCGAACUCAACAACGGUCAAAGGGGGCGGCGACAAUCUGCUCGAAUUUGCGGAAUCGCUAUUAUGAGAGCAGGAGAAACUAUGGAGAAUUCUCUUCGAGCUGUUGUGAAGGAUUGCAAGAUGGGAAAAAUAUUGAUCCAAACCAAUGACAAAACCAUGGAGCCGGAGCUUUACUACCUUCGAUUGCCAAAAGAUAUAGACAAAUACAAAGUCAUGCUUUUGGAUGCUACCGUUGCAACUGGUGCGGCAGCUAUGAUGGCUAUUCGAAUUCUUCUCGAUCAUGAUGUGCCCGAGGAGAAUAUUUAUGUCCUAUCAUUGCUCAUGUCUGAGCCGGGAGUUCAUGCCUUAGCCUACGCAUUCCCCAAGGUUCAACUCAUAACCACUGCUGUGGAUGCACAGAUCUCUGAUAAUUUCUACGUUUUACCUGGAAUGGGAAACUUCGGAGAUCGAUAUUAUGGCACAUAUUCUAGUGAUACAGAAGGGGAAGAACCAUUGGAUGGUUAA
Messenger RNA from Haemonchus placei, 1548 nucleotides. The record is from the annotation of a GenBank genome assembly. NCBI's taxonomy places the organism in Eukaryota, Metazoa, Nematoda, Chromadorea, Rhabditida, Trichostrongylidae.